Messenger RNA from Impatiens glandulifera, 4550 nucleotides. Its product is annotated as MAP3K epsilon protein kinase 1-like. The record is from RefSeq and is a predicted model, not a curated record. The coding region runs from base 270 to 4325 and encodes 1351 amino acids. Gene Ontology annotation, cellular component: cytoplasm. The transcript is spliced from 25 exons. Gene Ontology annotation, biological process: protein phosphorylation. Gene Ontology annotation, molecular function: protein serine/threonine kinase activity; protein binding; ATP binding. Lineage: Eukaryota; Viridiplantae; Streptophyta; Magnoliopsida; Ericales; Balsaminaceae.
UCCCACACUUCCCAUUCCCCUUCCGGGAGAUUUCUCUUCCUCCGAUCAUCAUCAUCAUCAUCACCGUGACCAUAAUUUCUCUAAAACCAGCACACAAUUCCCCACCCAUUUCAACUCAAUUGCUUCUAAUUCUGUCUAUCAUUAUUCAUACAGUUCAUGCAUAUAUCGUUUUCAUCCCAUCUUUAGCCAGAUAUAACCUGCACCAACAUUGCCAUAAUUCUGAGGUUACUCAAACCCCACGUUCUUGGAAGCUACAAAAAGUAGAGACGAUGUCUAGGCAGUCGGCAUCGUCCGCUUUUCACAAAUCCAAGACUCUCGACAACAAAUAUAUGCUUGGUGAUGAGAUUGGGAAAGGAGCCUAUGCACGAGUUUACAAGGGAUUGGAUUUGGAGAAUGGAGAUUUUGUUGCAAUUAAACAAGUCUCUUUGGAAAACAUUGCUCAAGAAGAUCUCAAUAUUAUCAUGCAAGAGAUUGAUUUGCUUAAGAAUCUGAACCACAAGAACAUUGUGAAAUAUUUGGGAUCAUCAAAGACGAAGACUCAUCUUCACAUUAUUCUUGAGUAUGUGGAGAACGGGUCACUUGCCAAUAUUAUUAAGCCAAACAAGUUUGGACCUUUUCCUGAAUCAUUGGUGGCUGUUUAUAUUGCCCAGGUGCUGGAAGGCUUAGUUUAUCUACACGAACAAGGUGUAAUUCACCGCGAUAUUAAGGGGGCAAAUAUACUGACUACCAAAGAGGGUCUUGUGAAACUUGCAGAUUUCGGUGUUGCAACAAAACUAACUGAAGCAGAUGUUAACACACAUUCAGUGGUUGGAACUCCAUACUGGAUGGCGCCUGAGGUAAUUGAGAUGUCAGGUGUUUGCGCUGCUUCAGAUAUCUGGAGUGUGGGUUGCACUGUGAUUGAGCUUCUAACAUGUGUUCCUCCAUAUUAUGAUCUUCAGCCAAUGCCUGCUCUCUUCAGAAUCGUACAGGAUGAGCACCCUCCAAUACCAGACGGUCUGUCACCUGACAUCACGGACUUCUUACGUCAGUGCUUUAAGAAGGAUGCUAGGCUGAGACCUGAUGCUAGGACACUUCUGUCACACCCCUGGAUACAAAACUCAAGGCGUGUUAUACAGUCUUCUAUCCGUGACAGUGGAACGAUAAGAAAUAUGGAGGCAGAUAGAUCCACAGGAGUAGAUGUUUCAAAUGAUCAGAGUUCAGGGGAAAGCCCAUCAGCAGGGAAAGACGAUGGUUCACUAAAAGAACUGCCGUCAAGUGAUACUGCUUAUGUGGAAGGUUCUCGCAAAGAUAAUGACUUGAGUAGCAAUCAUGUGGAGGAUGCCAUUGAUAAUUCAACUGAUGCAAAUGAUGUUCACCCGGUGAUUCAGCAAGUGGAAAACAGUGAACAUGGGGAAGUCAUUGGUGGAUCUGUUGGAUAUAGUGACCAAAGAGGGAAAAAUGUCUCAGAUAAAGAUCAGAGUGGUAAUGCAAUAUCUUCCCAAGCUGAGCCCAAAUUAUUUGAUUUUGGAACUAAAGAUUACACUCUUGGAAAGGCUGCUAUGACAUCUGAACCUUCUUUUGGAAACGAGCUCAGUAGAUUUAGUGACACUCCUGGAGAUGCUUCUUUGGAUGACUUAUUCCAUCCAAUGGAUAAAGCUCCGCAGAGUAGGGUUACUGAAGCAUCCACAUCUGCAUCAUCACUUCAUAUGAAUCAAGGGAAUGCAUUUGUAACUCAUGAUGGUAAACUUGACCUGGCUACAAAAUUAAGGGCUGCAAUUGCCCAAAAGCAAUUGGAAAUUGGCAAUGUGAAGAACAAUGGUGGAGACCUUAUAAGGCUUGUGAUGGGUGCUCUAAAGGAUGAUGUCAUUAAUAUUGAAGGAUUGGGUUUCGAUGAAAAGUUGCCUACUGAGAACCUUUUCCCAGUGCAGGCAAUUGAAUUCAGCAAAUUGGUUGGGUCACUGAGACAAGAUGAACCUGAAGAUGUUAUUGUAACUGCAUGUCAGAAAUUGAUCACUUUCUUCAACCAACGUCCUGAGCAGAAAAUUGUAUUUGCUAAACAAUAUGGAUUUCUCCCUCUAAUGGAAUUACUUGAGGUUCCACGAACAAAUGUCACAUGUUCCGUGCUUCAAGUUUUAAAUCAAAUAAUUACAGAUAACUCGGAAUUUCAGGAAAAUGCUUGUCUCAUUGGCCUUAUACCCAUUAUCAUGAGUUUUGCUGGGCCAGAACAAUCACGUGAGAUUCGAAUAGAAGCAGCCUAUUUUUUGCAACAACUUUGUCAGUCAAGUUCGUUGACAUUGCAAAUGUUUAUUGCUUGCCGUGGCAUACCAAUUCUUGUAGGCUUUCUGGAGGCUGAUUAUGUGAAGUACAGGGAAAUGGUUCAUCUAGCUAUUGAUGGCAUGUGGCAGGUUUUUAAGCUUCAGCGGUCUACUUCAAGAAAGGAUUUUUGUCGCAUAGCUGCUAAGAAUGGAAUUCUAUUAAGGCUUAUCAACACUUUGUAUAGUCUGAAUGAGGCAACUAGAUUGGCUUCCAUAUCUGAUGGAAAUGGCUUCUUUCCGGUUGAUGGUUUGGCUCGUCCACGUUCUGGAUCUCUGGAUCCCAGUAGUCUGGGUGAGACUCCAUCUUAUGGAUAUGAUCCGCCUGAUGUGCUGAAGGCCAGAAAUGUUAGAUCAGAUCAUCCCUCAUCACAAGGAACAUUGGAACCUUUGCGAUCUUCAGUUUCAUAUUCACCUGAUUCACGAGUUUUUCUUUUUGAUGCCGACAAACCUCAGUCUAGUACGGUGGCAACAGAAGCUUCUGCCGCUUCAAGUUUAUUGGAUCCCCUAUCCUCGGACAAAGUUGCUAAUUCUACUACUAGGCAGUCUACAUCUAGAAUGUCCACAGAUCGACCAUCUAAUGGUUUUUCCACUACAGUUGCCACACAGCAAGAAAAUGUUCGCCCUCUUCUAAGUUUACUGGAGAAGGAGCCUCCACGACAUUUCUCUGGUCAACUUGAAUAUGUACGCCACCUUUCUGGGUCAGAGAGAAAUGCUAGUAUACUGCCCCUGCUGCAUGCAUCUAGUGAAAAGAAAGCCAAUGGUCUAGACUUUUUGAUGGCCGAAUUUGCUGAGGUAACUGGACGUGGGAGAGAAAAUUCUAAUUCUGAGUCUCUACCAAUUACUCCCCACAAAUCAUCAACUUCCCAAAAAUCAAUGACUAAGAAAGUAAGCCUGCCAACAUCUAAUGAUGGUGCUGCCUCAGCUUCUGGAUUUGCAUCUCAAAGAGCAUCUGGUGCCCUUUCUGGUUCUGGAGUUCUUAAUGCUAGGCCAGGAAGCACCACAUCAUCUGGAUUGCUCUCCCAUAUGGUAUCAACUUUUAAUGCUGAUGUUGCUAAAGAGUAUCUGGAGAAAGUUGCAGACCUUCUACUUGAGUUUUCUGGUGCCGACACAAGUGUUAAAUCCUAUAUGUGCAGCCAAAGUUUACUCAGUCGACUCUUCCAGAUGUUCAAUAGAAUAGAAUCGCCUAUUCUGUUGAAGUUGUUGAAGUGCAUCAAUCAUCUUUCAACUGAUCCGCAUUGCUUGGAGAACCUUCAGCGUGCAGAUGCAAUCAAAUAUUUGAUCCCAAAUCUUGACCUUAAGGAAGGACCUCUUACAUCACAAAUACAUCAUGAGGUGCUCAAAGCAUUGUUCAACUUAUGCAAAAUAAAUAAAAGGAGACAGGAACAAGCAGCAGAGAACGGCAUCAUUCCACAUUUGAUGCUUUUUAUUAUGUCAGGUUCGCCAUUAAAGCAAUAUGCGCUACCUUUACUUUGCGACAUGGCUCAUGCAUCACGUAACUCAAGGGAGCAGUUGAGGGCACACGGUGGGCUUGACGUGUACUUGAGUCUCCUCGAAGAUGAGAUAUGGUCCGUCACAGCCUUGGAUUCUAUUGCUGUGUGCCUGGCACAUGACAACGACAACCGAAAAGUAGAACAAUCAUUACUAAAGAAGGAGGCAAUUGAAAAGCUAGUGAAGUUCUUCCAAUGCUGUCCAGAGCAGCAUUUUGUACACAUAUUGGAGCCUUUCUUGAAGAUCAUCACGAAAUCAUCUAGGAUAAAUACAACUUUGGCUGUCAACGGUUUAACUCCAUUGCUUAUUUCAAGGCUUGACCACCAGGAUGCUAUAGCUCGUCUCAACUUGCUUAAAUUGAUAAAGGCUGUGUAUGAGCACCACCCUCGCCCGAAGCAACUUAUUGUGGAGAAUGAUCUUCCCCAGAAACUUCAGAAUCUGAUUGAAGAACGCAGAGAUGGGCAGCGAUCUGGUGGACAGGUUUUAGUGAAACAGAUGGCUACAUCAUUGCUUAAAGCACUUCAUAUCAAUACGGUUCUAUAAUAUAUAUAUAUAUAUAUAUUAUUCCCCUCCGUUGUCUGCCUCCCAAUAUGUAACAUGUAGAUUUUCCAUCUAUCGACGCUUUUUUUGUGAUUUUGCAUUGUAAAAAAAAGGAGUUGCUAUUCUUAUUGUGUAAAGCCUUUUUUAUGGCAAACAAGGUUGAAAUUAUCAUUGGUGUACAACUUAUAAAGUUUUGUGGCAGUAAGUGAAUGAAUUCAUGUUCUGCUC